Messenger RNA from Cinara cedri, 252 nucleotides. NCBI's taxonomy places the organism in Eukaryota, Metazoa, Arthropoda, Insecta, Hemiptera, Aphididae. The record is from the annotation of a GenBank genome assembly.
AUGGUCCUAUCUCAAGACAUCAAAAAACAAGUUAUUCAACAUUUGAAUGGCCUCAUAGCAGCGUUUGAAAAAUACUUUCCUAAAUGUAGAAAAGAAGACCACUGGAUCACAUUUCCUGUUAGUGAAAAUUAUUUCAAAUCUUCAGUUUUAUCAGUACAAGAAAAAGAAAAACUAAUAGAACUGAAAACCGAUUAUUCACUUGAGGCAGCAUUUGAAAAGAAAUCUAUUAUCGCGUUUUCUGAGCGAUCCUGA